This is a messenger RNA of Ilex paraguariensis (yerba mate), 1257 nucleotides long. The record is from the annotation of a GenBank genome assembly. NCBI's taxonomy places the organism in Eukaryota, Viridiplantae, Streptophyta, Magnoliopsida, Aquifoliales, Aquifoliaceae.
AUGGCAAAUCCAUCUUCUCUUCCUCUUCAAGAACAAAAGCCUCGUAAAAACACCAUACCACGAGUUGUAGAGCUUAUCAUCCUCUUCCUUCUCUUAUCUCUCCUUGUUUACCGUCUGUUCCAUCUCGGAGACCAUGGCUGGCCUUGGGUUCUUGCCUUUUGCUGUGAGUCCUGGUUCACUUUAAUCUGGAUUCUCUCUCUAAACAAUAAGUGGAACCCAGUGUAUAACAAAACUUACCCAGAACGCCUCUUGCACUGGAAACCUGCUCAUGAGCUUCCCUCGGUGGACAUGUUCGUCACAACGGCCGACCCGUCCUUGAACCGCCGAUUAUCACCAGCUCCAUUUCGAUACUAUAAUGGCGAGUCAUCAUGGUCCGAAGAUAGUUCAUUGGAGUUCCAAGACGAAUGGAAAAAGAUAAAGGAUGAAUACGAAAAGCUUUGCCAAAAGAUUGAAGAGGCGUCGCAAACAUCUGCGCCAUGGGACCUAACAGUGGAUUUUGCAGCAUUUUCUCAUACAGAGCGCAGAAACCAUCCAACUAUAAUAAAGGUUAUAUGGGAGAACAAGGAAGAUCUUCCCAAUGGUUUGCCUCAUCUGGUCUACAUCUCCAGAGAGAAGCUUCCAAAGCAUCCACAUCAUUUCAAAGCUGGUGCCAUGAAUGUUUUGACCAGAGUGUCAGGGGUGAUGACAAAUGCUCCUUUCAUGCUGAAUGUAGACUGUGAUAUGUAUGCCAACAAUCCCCAGAUGGUUCUUCAUGCUAUGUGCAUGUUGCUUGGUGCCAAGAAUGAAAGGGACAGUGGCUUUGUUCAAUAUCCACAAUGCUUCUAUGAUGGACUCAAGGAUGACCCAUUUGGAAAUCAGUUGGUGGCUUUGUUUGAGGUGCGUGCAAAAUUUAGUUAAAUGAUAUCCGCACUUAAUUUAGAGAUCCAAUUCGAUACAUAAUUCGUUACAAUCACUAGAACUCGUUAGAUUAAUUGUGAGUUCUAAUAUUAGAUAAAAUUCACUAUUAAUCAAACAGAUGCAAGUGACUAGACUUACAGGUUUAUUCGAGAUGGUUAACCAUAUUUUCGAAGGAAUGGAGGUCAUCGGUUUGAACCUCAUAUUUGAUAGUUGUAAUAAUAUUAGUAAUAAACAAAUGACCGACCCUGACUUUUUACUAUUCUGUAAAAUAACACUAAUAUGGACAAUUUCAAUUUGAUUAACCUAUUAAGCACAUUUUUUCUUUAUGUCUAAUUCAGUAUCCGGCUCGUGGAAUAGCGG